AUGCUCUCCUUCCUCGCGCCGCUCAGCAUCUCGCUUGCCUUCCUCGCCGGCGUCCGCCCGCCCGUCACGGCCGCUCGCGCGCGUAUCGUCGCCACCGCCCCCGAGCAAGCCACCGAGGCAAAGCCUGCGGUGAAGCCAGCCGCUGCUGACUGGCUUCCUCUCGGCAAGUACCGCUUCUCCGACGACACCGUCGGGUCCGGAGCGCAGCCGGCAGAGGGCGACGUGGUCGUGCUGCACUACUCUGUGAAGUUUGCGAGCGGCGAGGAGCUUGGCUCCUCGCGCGGCCGCUUCCCCCUGACCUUUGCGCUCGGCAAGCACGAUGUCGAGAUCUUUGCCGACGCGCUUCGAGGCUCUUUCGAAUCGGGCGCGGAGCCGAUGAAGAUCGGCGGCCGCCGCCGUGUGCAGGUUCGCUGGAACCAGAUCCCGCCGCUGCAGCGGCCAAACGUGCCCAAGGACCAGGAGGGCGAGCCGCUGGUGGUCGACCUCGAGCUGGUCCGCGUCGAGACGGGCGCGCUCGCGCAGCUCAUCUCG
This is a messenger RNA of Emiliania huxleyi CCMP1516, 531 nucleotides long. RefSeq lists its product as hypothetical. NCBI's taxonomy places the organism in Eukaryota, Haptophyta, Isochrysidales, Noelaerhabdaceae. The record is from RefSeq and is a predicted model, not a curated record. The annotation marks the transcript as partial. The transcript has a single exon. Gene Ontology annotation, molecular function: peptidyl-prolyl cis-trans isomerase activity.